Molecule: messenger RNA, 1532 nt
Organism: Ostrinia nubilalis (European corn borer)
Lineage: Eukaryota; Metazoa; Arthropoda; Insecta; Lepidoptera; Crambidae
Product: carboxypeptidase N subunit 2-like
Exons: 2
Coding region: 234-1505 (423 amino acids)
Cellular component (GO): extracellular matrix
Molecular function (GO): protein binding
Source: RefSeq, a predicted model, not a curated record
UCGAGCGUACAGUGCUUCACCUGUUUUUGUUUAUAGUAGUUGGUCGCCUGUUUUUGUUAAAAUUUAAAAGUUAAUAUUUAUAGAUUGAAAAUAGAGAAUCAAAUAAAAUGUGGUACCUACUGGUAAAGUGAAGUGUAGUGUUAAUAUUCGUAGGUAUUUAAGAAAAACAAUAAGUUCAAGCACAGAUAAUAAUACUAGUUUCAAGUUUGACAUCAAGGUAUACGUCGAUAACAAUGCUGUGCUUGAUAUUAUUCUGCCUACUGACCAGCCUGACGGCAGAAUUGCUGGUGGUUGCAGCGAAGCCUUCCUGCCAAGCCAGUGCAGACAAUCCGAGGGACAUCGUAUGCACUCCAGGAACCAGCGAUUACCUCCUAGAAAGAGGACUCGUCUCAGAUAACAAUAGAACGACAAGAAUUACCCUCAGAGCGUGCAGAAUCACCGAUGUAGAUUUUGGGUCAUUCUCCGGUCUGCCAGCUCUAGAAUACUUGGACUUAUCACAGAACAAAAUUGUGUACCUCAAACUUGGAGUCUUGGAUGAAUUCACACAGCUCAAGUUUUUUAACCUCUCCCACAACCAGCUUACAGGUUUCCCUCUUGGAAUUUUCGAUCAGAAACCUAAUAUGGAAGUUUUAGAUUUGAAAGGAAAUAAGAUAACUGAAUUAGAACUAGGGAUAUUCGAUCUUAUGAAAAAGUUAAGGCACGUGGAUGUAUCCAGUAACGCUUUGCUGGGCAAAGAGAUAAAUUCCUACAUUUUUGAUCAGAGUACAAAAAUAAAAAUUAUGGACUUCUCGAGAAAUGACAUGUCAGAUUCGAAAUCGAUUCUACUGGAUGCCUUUGAGAUGUUAGAGUUUCUCAAUUUAGACAGGUGUCUAUUAACAGAGGUACCAGUGUUUGCCACGAAACCUAAUUUGAAGACGAUGAAACAUUUGAUACUAUCGACGAAUAAGAUAACAAGGCUUGACGAUAGAGCUCUUUUUAUUAACCUAGAAAACUUAGAAAUAUUAAAUCUUGUCGAUAAUGCUAUAGAACACAUCGCCGAUAAAGUUUUUAUGUCGCUAAAAAAACUGAAAUCUGUUUUACUGAGAGGGAAUAAACUGACUCAGAUCCCAGGUUCAUUAUUUCAGCAUCUACCAAAACUAAUAAGUGUUGAUUUAUCACACAACUUAAUAGAAUUUGUGCCUGUGAAUGCAUUUAGAGGAUCUCCUGUGAAGAAUCUCAAUUUGUCUGUUAACAGAUUUACAUAUUUGACUGAUAAUUUCUGCUUGGAGCUUAGAAAUUCAGGCGGAGGCAUGACAAAAUUUUAUUUUAACCAGAAUCCUUGGCAGUGUGCCUGUCUGAGAGAUAUUCUCGAUGAAGUCAAAAAAUUUGGAAUAAAGUACAACGGCGUUGGAUACGACGGAAGAACUCCAGUUUGUGUUAUAUCGAAUGAUUUCAACUGUAGAAGGCAACCUGAUGCCAAUGCUAAUUUUGUUGAUUUAUAUUAUGAGUUGAUUCGAAAAGAAUAAAUUAUAAUGGCUGUGAUUUUGAAGUCA